AUGAGUGCUUCGGGCGGGUUCGGUAAUGGGCGCUUUGCGCGGGGGAAGCGGGCCCGCGAGGGCGCCAACGCCGCCGCCUCGGCGGGGAGCAAUCCGCCGCAGAGGGCGCGGCCAAAUGGUCCACCGGAGUAUUACCUGCAGGUGCGCCAGGUGGUGUUUCGCGUGCUGCAGGAGCACGCCGGUGCUGCUGCGAUGCUGACGCGGGGGAAGCUGGUCGCGUCACUCUGCGACGCCUGCGACGCCGUGGCGCGCCAGGAGCCGCUGGAGGCCCCGCUGGACCUCGCCAUGCUGAGAAAAGGCGUGGACGAGUGUUUGCACGGGGCCAGUGGAUCGGAGGUGGACACGACACAACUCGACGCCAUCGCGGAACUCCUCACCUCGGGCUUGGCGAAGGUGGUGCCGAAACUGCCGCCGCCGACGGUGUCCGAGGAGACGCCGGAGGACGGCACGCGCCCCGCAAAGAGACAACGUGGGGCGGCGUCGUUGUACGCCGUGCUGCAGGACUACCGGUUUCUUGCCGAGGAGUCGGAGGAGACGGAGACGGCACAGGUGCGUGGCAGUAUUUUUCCAACAACGCCCGUACUUCCCAGCGUGUUUGCGGAAAGUGCCGUCUGUUCUGUGAAUUGCGUGACGUUUGAGCGUCUUCCCAUGAAGUACUACGCCCCAGAGGAGAUGAAGCGGCAGCUGGAAGCAAUCUGCACGCGAAUACCCAAUGCGUUCUUCCUUAACGUACAUUGUAUUCCGGGCGAGGGGUGCGCUGUUGUCUCCUUCAACAGCAAUGAGACUGCGGCCGCUGUCAUGUUUAUGGUGAACUCGGCGAAUGCCACCGGCGCUGCUGGGGGUAACAUCGCUCCCGUUAAAGUGAACGUGGUCCCAGCCACGGAGGCGCAUCAGCAGCUGUUGUGGGGGCCGUUAGUGGAGCGGGUGAAGAAAUUGGAAGAGGAGUGGCGUGUUUGGCACACCAAAUAUGUGGCACAUCCGCCCCACGCGAUUCGUCAGGCGUGGUCGACCGCAAGGGCCAAGGGACUGAAGUUGGAGCAGGAGCUGCGGCAGCUGGCCUCCGAUGAGGCGAUCAAAGACGGCGCGGAGUUGGGGGCUACAGGAACGGCAGCCUCGCCCUCAGAGGAGCAGCUACGCAGGAAACUGCAGCUUCUGCAGGAACGGUUGGGGUGCAAGCAGAUCAUUGACCAGGCGGAGGGGCAGAUGCGGGAGUUGUAUGGGGAGGCCUACGCACAGCAUCUUACCACAGGUCCCACAGAGGCGACGUAUUCGACUAGCAAGGCCAACGUGUCGAAUCACCGCAGGCUUCUCUUCGUUACCGAUCUGCCAGGCGGGCUGGACGACGCGGAGCUGUUGCAGUUCUUUCGCAUCAUCGGUCUGCAGCCCGUACACAUCUGGCGCGACCCCGCUAAGGAGACCUCCAUUUGUGUGGAGGUGCCCAGCGUGGGGCACAGUUUUGCCGUUCUGCGGCAGCUGGACGGGUCAGGGAUGCGUUUUUGUGGGGCGUAUUUCUCCCGUGAACGCGUUGUUGCGGCGUAA
This is a messenger RNA of Trypanosoma conorhini, 1539 nucleotides long. Its product is annotated as putative protein kinase. NCBI's taxonomy places the organism in Eukaryota, Euglenozoa, Kinetoplastea, Trypanosomatida, Trypanosomatidae. Bases 1 to 1539 code for a protein of 512 amino acids. The record is from RefSeq and is a predicted model, not a curated record. The transcript has a single exon.